GGAAGGCGACCAAGCGCGCGCGGGUCUCGCGCAAAAAUCAUUAAAACGCGUGCUCGAUUCGCGGCUGCGGCGUCGUUGUCGACUCGUAGUCGACGAUUUAUUAGCGGCUACACGAACGGGUACCCGCCCGCUUGCUUGUCAGCCGACUGCUUCCUCGCUCGUUUACCUUUACCAGCUUCUAACUUUCUUCAACAUCCGUCCGUAAUUCUCUGUCUUUGGUGCACGAAACGCACGAUUUCUCGGAGAAAACGGUAGCUGCCAACUAGUGUCCGUGCGCCGCCCUAACCAUCGUGCCACUCUAUUUUCCAUGUCUAGCGACGACGCGUGGAACGAGCCAGAAACGAACGACACGCGGCUCGGCAUGGAGUGGACUCGUGACAAGACUCUCGAACUACUGCGCGAGUAUCAACAGAGACGUGUUCUCUGGGAUUGGAAUGCUCGUGGUUAUCGCGACCGAGCGAAGCGAAAACGCGCGAUUCAGGAGCUCGCCGAGAUUCUUUGCUGCAACACGCUUGAAAUCGAGAAAAAGAUUACAAAUUUGAAGUGUCAGUACUCGAGAGAAGUUCACAAGAUACAGAACAGUCGCGACGCUGCCACUGGACCCGACGAUGUUUACGUAUCUAAGUGGUUCGCCUUUAAGGCGAUGCAGUUCCUGCAAUUUGGCACACGUAGAUAUAGUAAGAGGAAGAAGAAGGCCGAGGAGGAGACGUCGAAGUUACAAGAAGAGUACAUAGUCAGCGACAUCGAUCCUGAAAGCAUCACAUUUAUAGACUGUAACGAGGAGACAAAUGGAUCGGGAACUGGUUCCUUCAACGCAUCACUCAGCGAAGACGCCGAAGAGUCGUCGUCGUCGAGCCUGAAGGCGAUGGAACUGUACAACGGUUCGUUGCUGAGUCACAAUAGUCCGAUUUGCGAUCUCGAUGAGUCUGGUCAGACGAAACUGGAGACCACGUCGGACGAACGGAAGAGAACGAAAGAGGAAUUCGCGAAAUUCGCGGAGAGCAUUGCUGUACAACUGGCGGAGAUUCCAGACUCAUACUCCAGAUCGGUAGCGAAGUUAAGGAUCAAUCAGAUUCUGUUCGAAGCAGAGAUAGGCGUCUACGCGCAAACACGUCGCUAACAAGUGCAACUUUAUUUUCAUUUUCGUUAAGGGUAAAAAAAAAAGGCGAUCAUACGUCUCGA
Messenger RNA from Eufriesea mexicana, 1182 nucleotides. RefSeq lists its product as uncharacterized. The transcript has 2 exons. The record is from RefSeq and is a predicted model, not a curated record. Lineage: Eukaryota; Metazoa; Arthropoda; Insecta; Hymenoptera; Apidae. The coding region runs from base 308 to 1120 and encodes 270 amino acids.